Molecule: messenger RNA, 771 nt
Organism: Penicillium roqueforti
Lineage: Eukaryota; Fungi; Ascomycota; Eurotiomycetes; Eurotiales; Aspergillaceae
Exons: 2
Coding region: 1-771 (256 amino acids)
Source: RefSeq, a predicted model, not a curated record
AUGCUUCGACGCCCACGUGAAGCCCAGCCUGAUGCCAUAACCUCCGAAAUCGGAGCGAUCCUUGCACCCCUGGAUAUCUUUCCAUGGGGACCGCUUGCAAUGAACUACCUUGGCGUUCCGAUUGUACUAGGAACAGCUAUGAUCGCCGUACACGAUAAGGACUAUCAGACAGCAUGCCAGAAGCUACAAGAGUCCGAAUUCCAUAAAACAGUCCCUGACCGCAGACCUGCCCCCGAGCUACUGGCUCGACUCCCGAAUCCAGAUAAGGUCAUGAGAAAGGUUAAUAAAAAAUACGAACGUCUGGAUAAAUCAACCACUAUCUUCGACUAUCCAGCCAACCACCACCUAGCCGUGGGUCUCAAGUUGAUUGUGGUCCCGAAUUCUUUUGCAAAUCUUCCCAUACAGGAUGCGGCUAGCGACCUCCCUACAAAAAAAUACGAAGUCUAUGGCAAUAUAUUUCACCCGCUUGAAGAGGCGUUGAUUGAGAGUAUGGCUAAAGGUGUUCUCAUUGAUGAGAAUGACCAAAAUGCUCCUACUUCGAUCUGGGGAGAUACAUUGAGUACUUGGAUUGCGAUGAUGGUGUCAUACCUUGAGAUAAAUAAUGAUAUUCUUGAUAGCUGCCCCGAUAAGCGAGCCGUGGAAUGGUUCAGUGGGCGCUAUGGUCGAAUACACGAGGAAAAGUUCGGCCCCUGGGACAGACGUGUCUCAAAGCGACUGGGCUCUGGGAGAGAAAUUCCCGUGGAUAUGAGGGGCAACCUGCUGGCUGAAUGA